UUUCAAUUACCAACACCCUUUUAAUAGACCAUUACUAGUAUAUGCUACAUUAAUCUCCUUCAAUCCUGAUCACUUCAAGAAAAGAAAGAAAGAAAGAAAGAAAGAAACACACACUUGAGCUAGCUAGAAGAAAAGAUAAAAGUAAAGAAAUAUGGGAUGGUGGAAGGAAGAAAAGUUGGAUUUAAUCCUGGUGCCAGUUGGGUUCUUAAUCAUGUGCAUCUAUCAUCUAUUCCUUCUCUAUAGAUACCUCAAUUGCCCUGAAGUCACAGCAAUCGGCUACGAGAAUCAUAACAAGAAAGCUUGGGUUGAAAAAAUGCUUUUGCUAGAUGCAAAAGACAGAGGAUUUGCAGUAGCGGUUCUUAACGGUCAUUUAUCAGCCUCGACUUCACUAAGUUCAAUAUCUCUAGUUCUAUGUUCUCUUAUAGGAGCCUUACUAGGAAGCUCAUCAAAUAACAUUCUUACAAGCAGUUUCAUAUUAGGUGACACAAGUCAAUCCACUAGCACAAUCAAAUACAUAUCGAUUUUAUCAUUUUUCUUACUAGCUUUUGCUUGUUUUGUACAAACUACAAGACACUUUGUACAUGGGUGUUUUCUUAUAAGUAUGCCAACUGGUGAUGUGCCCGUUGAUUGCAUCCAAAAGGCGGUUUUACGAGGAAGUAAUUUUUGGGCGGUUGGAUUGCGAGCACUUUACUUUGCGACCACUUUGCUUUUAUGGAUUUUUGGCCCGAUUCCUAUGUUUGUUGGUUCGGUUGUCGCAGUGGUGGUUUUGUAUUGCCUUGAUAUCAAUAAAGAGCCCAUGAUUCAGUAUAGUACAAACAAAACUGGGAAUGGUGGUCUUUUGAAGAGAAUUGGGCAAGAGUUAUCCGAAGUCGUAGAGGUCUUUGAACAUCAUGGAAGGCCGUAACACAUUCCUUCGAAUCUACUUCAGAAAAUCGAGUAAACUGAAUGGAGAUUAAACCUCUCUCUCUAUAUAUAUGUUAUUGGCUAACUUUUAUUUUUAUAAAUUUGUUGAUUAAUUUUAAGAGGCCUUGUAAUAGUGAAUGAGUAUUGUAGCUAUUAUGUUUGUAAGAGAACCAUCAUAUUUGCUGCAUUA
Erigeron canadensis is the source of this 1093-nucleotide messenger RNA. RefSeq lists its product as uncharacterized. The record is from RefSeq and is a predicted model, not a curated record. The transcript is spliced from 2 exons. The coding region runs from base 152 to 904 and encodes 250 amino acids. NCBI's taxonomy places the organism in Eukaryota, Viridiplantae, Streptophyta, Magnoliopsida, Asterales, Asteraceae.